UACUGCUUCUCUGGAAGAAUUUCUUCUAUGUAAAACCCUAAGAAAAUUUUGGGCGUCGACCAUGAAGCGAGUGUGGAGAUUCUCUUCACACGCAACCGGUGUUCAGUUGUCACUCUUCCAAUCCCAUUUCAAUGGAUUCUCCCAACCCAAACGCAUUCCCUCCUUCUCCACCGUGCUAUCUUAUCGCCAGCUCAACACGGUGUCAGACACGUUCUCUCACCUCAUUCCAUUGUUCACCGUAAAUGCUUGUUCUUCAACUUCAACCAAAAAGGAUCUCAUCAACGACGUCACUAUUCUUAAGAAUGAACUAAUUCGGGAUUCCUCCGACUAUGUUCAGGUUCAGAGCAUUUUGGACUACAAGUAUGACGAUCUCAGUAGCCGCUACCCCAAGGGAUAUGUGUUCUCGGAACUUAUGUAUCAAUUGAAAUCAAAUCCUUCCCUUGCUCUUCAGGUGUUUAACUGGAGAAGGAAAAGAUGUAGUGCUGAAAACCCUAUGGAUACGAAUGAGUACGCAAAGGGUAUAAUAGCUGCAGGUAGAUCUGGGAAUGUUCAUUUUGCUAUUAAGCUCUUUGAGGAGGCUUCUACCAAAGGUGUCAAGACGACUAGGACUUACAAUGCGCUAAUGAGUGCCUUCUCGGUCAAUGGUCUUGCUGAUCGCUGUCAGUCCUUGUUUUGUGAUCUGAAGAGGGAUUUAACUUGCGAUCCUUCUAUUGUCACAUACAACAUUCUCAUAUCUAGUUUUGGUGGCUUGAUGCUGGUUGAUCACAUGGAAGCAACAUUCCGUGAGAUUGGAAAGUUAGACCUUGCCAUGAAUAUCAAGACUUAUAAUAGCUUAAUUGCUGGAUAUAUCACAGCUUGGAUGUGGGAUGAUAUGGAAAAGGUGUUUCAAAUGUUGAAGUCGAGCCCUGUUCAGCCUAACAUAAAAACCUACCUGCUAAUGCUUCGUGGGUAUGCAAAUUCAGGUAACCUGGAAAAGAUGGAAGAGACGUACUCCAUUGUAAGGGAUCAUGUAAAUGAACAUGAAAUUUCAUUAAUCAGAAAUAUGAUAUGUGCCUAUUAUAGAAGUUCGGAAGCAGAUAAACUUAAGAAGAUAGAGUUGCUAUUGAAGUUUAUUCCAGAAGAGGAGUACAAACCAUGGUUAAAUGUGUUGAUGAUUACACUCUAUGCCAAGGAAGACUUGUUAGAGAAGAUGGAGAAUGCUCUAAAUAAGGCAUUUAAAGAUGGAACAUCUAUUAAAAACAUGGGUAUCUUGAGAUGCAUAGCUGCAACUUAUUAUCGGUGCAAUGCUGUAGAAAAGCUAGAAAAUUUUGUGAGACGUGCUGAAAUAUCUGGGUGGAGUACCUGCCGCUCCUUAUAUCAUUGUAAACUGGUCAUGUAUGGGUCACAGAAGCCCUUACAUGAAUUGUAUCGUGUCCUUGAGAGGAUGGAAAAUGCCAAACUUGCUUGUACGAAGAAAACGUUAUGGAUAAUGCACAAAGCUUACAGCAACCGUGGCCAGAGUCCCAUGGUUUUGAAAACACUGGGGCUAAUGUUCAAACAUGGUUACGAAUUUCCUUUGGACGCAUUUCCAUCAUGAAGUAUAUAUAUCCUGGAGUGAAGAUUAUGUUUCUAAUGACAUUGUUGAUACGAACUCUAAAAGUAGAACCACAACCUUCUCUAAUCAGUACAUGACCCUGAUGUUCCAGGAUCUACCAUUCAAGUUGUAUCUGAAACAUUUUCCAGAGUUUGCCCUCUCUCUCAAAGCUGAGUCCAAAUUGGUGAAUUGUUUGUUUGAAACCAAGAAUAAAUUGUAGUAAACGAUUCUGUUCAAGGGGAAACUACAUUAUUUAUAUGAUGAAAAUAGCUCAAAUGCCAACAUAAAAUUUAAAUGGCUGUCAAAUGAUUUGAAUUACCUGGGAAUUAGUGGGUUAAGAAGUAUGAAUGGACUUUUUUCCCUCCCUCUGAGAUGGCUCAACUAACCCUCUUAUUGCAGGCCACAUUGCAUUUUACUACUCUGGGAAAGAAAACGUAGUACACAGAUGUUACUGAAAUGCUGAAGUACACAUUGAUGUUACUGAAAUGCUGAAAUUGCUCCACAGACAAAUUGAUUCUGAUAAGAUUUCCUUUGAUAAGAACACAGUACUCAGAAGUAGAUCUUCUAUUGAUGAUGAUCCUACUCAAUCAGCAUCAAAGUGACGAGUGAUUACUGCCUUUGUCUUCAUACAAUAAUCCUUGUCCUUGAGCAUUUUUUUAUGUAUCAAAGAAUACAUGUCACAGCAUCCCAAUGGCUAUCGCAAGGAGCAUUCAAAAAUUGGCUUACUAACUGCAAAAGUGAUGUCAUGACUACUGAUAGUGAGAUAGUUGAGCCUGCCUACCCGACGAGGAUAUCUUUUCAGGUCAUUUAAUGGCUCCCCCUAACCCUGAAGAAGCUUGAUAUUGGGAUCUAUAGAAGUAUCACAAGGACGACAAUCAAGCAUUACAGUUUCAAUAAGAAUGUUCAGGACAUACUUAUGUUGAUUAAUGACAAUUCCAGAAGCAGAUUGAUGAGCAACUUCAAUAUCUAAGGAAUAUUUUAGAGGACUCAGAUCUUUAGUAUGAAAUUGUUGUGAAAGCUAGUCUUUGAGUUUUCGAAUUCCAGUCUCCUCGUCACCCAUGAUGACAAUGUCAUCAAUAUAAACAAGGUAAAUGCACUUGCCAAAAGAGAGUGAGAAACCUAAUUAUUAAGAAUGGAGGAAGGCAUGCAGUUGAUAAGAUAAUAUGUUGGUAGGGCAUCUCCCCAGAAGCGAAAGGGAAUAUUGUGGUGAAGAAGAAGGGUACAGACAAUUUCAGCCAAGUGUCGAUUCUUUUUUUUGAUGACACCAUUCUGGUGGGGUUUUGUGAGAGCAAGAUGUUUGAUGGAGGAUACCCUGGUAACUUAAAAGGUUGAAAAUUGGGAAGACAUAUUCACAAGCAUAUUUUAAUAGAGGUGCCAGAUAAGAUUUGAUUGCUGACAGAUUCAAACUCGGGUGGAAGUCCAACAAGUGUAAGAACGGUAAAAAAACUUGCCCUGUUGUUUAGCAUGCUUGUCUGCAUCAUUAGUGAAAGGCAUAAGUGAUUCCAAAUCAGCAAUUAAGCGAUCGAGCUUACCAAGAUAUAUUUGUAUAUCAUGAUCACCGUGAUAAGAUUGAAAAUAACAUUAUAAAAGGCAAUGAAAAUCAUUGGAAUAUACUCUCUUGGCCUUGUUCCACACAUCAUAACAAGUAGUAAAAGCAUGGUAUUGGGGCUGCAAUUUGGCAUCAAUAGAGAACCAGAGAAUUCUAAACAAGGAGGCAUCAAUUUGCAUCCAUUAGGCUUGUUCAUGGUGGGGAAUGUCUUGGCUUGUUUGGUCAAGUGGUCAGCACGAACUUGACCCUGAAACCAUAGGUUGACGGCAGCAGCCCAGGAGCUAUAAUUGGUCGUCUCGUUCAGUUUUUCACAUGAGAUCAGUGGGGCAUUGGUAAAAGUAACAGCAGGGGAAGCCAUGGUAAAAUAAAUACCGAAAAUGGGCUAAAAAGCAAUGUCGGGUGAAACACAGUUUGCCAAGUUGGAGCACGGUUGGCAAGGUUGGAGAAUGGUUGGUGGAAUUGGAGCACGGACGGCCAAGUAGGAGCACAUGGGUUAGAGCAUGACAGUUAGGAAUAGGUGGCGUGUGGUGGUGCGUGCAGUGGCAGAUUGAAGCAGUGCUGGUGGUCAUCGGAGGAAAAGGACUCGGUGACAAAGAGAAAAAAAAAGGGCACACAGGGCCGUAGGUACUGUUCAUCCGAAAAGAAAAAAAGAGAGAAACCCGAUGUUGAACCUAAACUACUGAUACCAUAUAGAAUUGUAAAUGUUUAAUUGUGUCUAAUGCAAACCACAAAUGUUCUGCAUGAAUUGUGUCUAAGACAUACCACACUGCAUAUAUUUAUAGCAUAAUACAAAAUUAAUUAUAAUAAAUACACCUAAUAAUUAGAAAUUAAUCAUUCUAAUUUCCAUGAUUAUGUAAUGCCUAAUUCCUUAGAAAUUUGUAACAGCUGCCUUCAUUCUAACAAAAAUAUUUGGUGAAAUAAGUGAACACUUUGAUUGUAGUGUUACAAAAAAAGAAUAAGAGUUAAUUCACUUUGAUUGUACUGCAAUAAAUAUAUAACAUAAAUCAGAACAACAAAACAUCUUUAUUAAAGCAUCCUUAAGUAAGUUCACUAACCCACCAAUCUGUGGUAGAUUGAAUCAAGUUAUAAAAUUUGUGCUUCAUCAAAAAGUGAAUUGCGUAGAGUUGAUUCAUUUUUACUCAACCUAUGAAGAGUCACCAUGUGAGUCAGGUUGAUUUACUUUGACAUUCUUAGACAUAAGCACGCCACUGUAAUUGCUCAUUGGCCUUAUUGGUGACAUGCUUAAUAACACUCUCAUUGACCUUAUUGUGACCUGCUUAUUAAAAUAACACUGUUUGCUCAUUGGGCUUUGUAUCGCUCUCUCCUCCGGAUGA
Molecule: messenger RNA, 4456 nt
Organism: Vigna radiata var. radiata (mung bean)
Lineage: Eukaryota; Viridiplantae; Streptophyta; Magnoliopsida; Fabales; Fabaceae
Product: pentatricopeptide repeat-containing protein At2g30780
Exons: 3
Coding region: 62-1576 (504 amino acids)
Molecular function (GO): mRNA binding; protein binding
Source: RefSeq, a predicted model, not a curated record